Molecule: messenger RNA, 1671 nt
Organism: Penicillium lagena
Lineage: Eukaryota; Fungi; Ascomycota; Eurotiomycetes; Eurotiales; Aspergillaceae
Product: MFS general substrate transporter
Exons: 2
Coding region: 1-1671 (556 amino acids)
Biological process (GO): carbohydrate transport; transmembrane transport
Cellular component (GO): membrane
Molecular function (GO): carbohydrate:proton symporter activity
Source: RefSeq, a predicted model, not a curated record
AUGGGCAAACUACUGCGUCCCGAGGACCUACCCUCCGAGUACCUACCAUCUGAUAGCGAGUACCAGCUGUCAGAUGUCGACUCCGCUACGAAGAGCGCCGUGCGCCAAACUCAAACUCCCAAGCCAAACGACAGUCCAUCACAAGAGUCCCUACUACAAAUUAUCCGACGAUAUCCCAAGGUUGUGGGCUAUGUUAUCGGUCUCAUGUCGGCAUUUCUGCUGACGGGAUACGACACUUGUGUCGUGGGCGCCAUUCCCUCUGUACCACAGUUCCAAAGAGACUAUGGCGAACAGUUUGGUCCCGACAAAAACCACUAUAUCAUCCCCUCACUGUGGCUAUCGCUCUGGAGCGCCCUCCCUAGUGUCGGGCAAAUGGCGGGCGCGAUAAUAGCAGGGUCAUUGCAGGACCGAGUGGGCCGACGGUGGCCAUUAGCCGUGGGCAGCGUUCUCUCAGCUGUAGCAGUGGCUGUGACAUGCUUGUCGAGUUUGCCGGCAGACAUCGUGACUCGCCGGGUCGUGUUUCUCAUCGGCGAGAUAGUGCAAUGUUUCGCCUUAGGCGUGACCGAGACCGCUGCGCAGACAUACAUCUCCGAGGCCGUGCCGACCAGUCUCCGUGGCCCGGCGAUGGCUCUCCUCCCGGCCUUCGACAUGAUAGGCGAGCUGCUCGGCUCUUUGGUGGUCUUGUUGUGGUCUGGCGGUACCUCCAGCAGCGCAUACAUGGUUUCCUACAACUCCAUGUGGCCUUUCUCGGCGAUUCCGCUGCUGGUGGCCGUGUUUCUCCCCGAAAGCCCUUCCCACCUCGUUCGAAAGGGAGAUCUAGCUCGCGCACGCCGCUCCUUGCAGAAAUUACACACUGCUAGCGUGGACUGUAACCAGCUCCUCGAAGAUCUGAAACAGUCCGUCGAGUCUGAGAAGAAAGACCAAGACCAAGGCCAAAGGGUCUCCUACCGCGAUUGUUUCCGCGAUGAGAACAAGCGACGCACAAUGAUUUCCAUGUUUGGCGCUUCCAUGCCAGUCUUGUUUGGAACCUCUUUGCUGGUAUCUGCCAGUUACUUCUUGCAAACUUUAGGCAUGGAGGCCAAAGACAGUCUUUUGAUGACCGUGUUGGGCAUUGCCCUGGCCCUGGUUGGCAACGGCGUGGGAGUCUGGCUGAUCAGCUGUGUUGGUCGUCGGAGGCUUAUUUUGGUUACUCUGUCUAUCACAACAGUAGUAUGGCUUUCCAUGGGUAUAUCAGGCUGCUUCUCUGGCAUUGCGACUGCCUGGUAUGCUGGUGUGUGUAUGGUGAUAGUCAUCGUAGUCUGCUCCAUGGGUGCAUGGCCCGCCUGCUUCGCAGUGUUGGGCGAGACCUCCUCGUUGCGUCUACGAGCCAAGACACAGGGUCUCUGUGUCGUCAUUUCUGAUCUGUGGAGCCUUGUCUUCAGUAUCGUCCUGCCCUACCUGUACAACUCGGACGCUGCCGAUCUGGGUGGUAAACUGGGAUUUAUCUAUUUUGCUCUGGGGGUACUCGCCGUUUUUGGAACCUGGUGGAUGAUCCCAGAAAUGAAGGGGCGCAACAGUUCUCAGAUUGACUUUAUGUUCAGGAUGGGACUACCGACGAGAAUGUUCCGUGGGUGGUCGGGCCAGGUGGAAAGUGAAGACACAUGGGUUUUGGCUCGGGACUUGGGACAAUAG